This is a messenger RNA of Wickerhamiella sorbophila, 1290 nucleotides long. RefSeq names its product Vacuolar amino acid transporter 6. The coding region runs from base 1 to 1290 and encodes 429 amino acids. NCBI's taxonomy places the organism in Eukaryota, Fungi, Ascomycota, Dipodascomycetes, Dipodascales, Trichomonascaceae. The transcript has a single exon. Gene Ontology annotation, molecular function: L-serine transmembrane transporter activity; L-arginine transmembrane transporter activity; L-histidine transmembrane transporter activity. The record is from RefSeq and is a predicted model, not a curated record. Gene Ontology annotation, cellular component: fungal-type vacuole membrane. Gene Ontology annotation, biological process: amino acid transmembrane transport.
AUGGCUGGGACUUCUUCCACAACAAUUGUGGUCAACUUGACCAAAACUAUUGUCGGCGCAGGAAUGCUUGCUUUGCCGUUCGCCUACCGAGCGCAGGGUAUCGUACUGGCGUCCACAACCAUCAUUCUAGCUGCAGUGGCAACGUUUGCCGGAGCCGCAGUGCAGGCAUACAGCGUUGGUGUUGUUCCAAAAGGUGAUGCGUCUUUCUUCACUAUAUCAAAGCUCACUUAUCCGUCGCUGGCCAUUCUGUUUGACCUAGCCAUUGCAGUGAAAUGCUUUGGUGUGGGGGUUUCGUACCUAGUUAUCACGGGAAAUCUUAUGCCCUCUAUUGCUGCCUAUUUUGGCGCCGACGGGGACUCUAUUUUCUUGUCUCGGGUGUUCUGGUUGGUUUUGGCAAUGGCAGUCGUGGGGCCGCUAUCCUACCUCAGGUCGCUGGAGUCUCUUCGCUAUACGAGCAUUGUUGGUUUGUUUUCCGUAACCUAUCUUGUUGCCAUGGUUGUGGGGCAUUUCCUCGCCGGAGACACUAUAGAUCAGCGGGGACCCGUCUCGGUGUACAAGCCCGUGGGGGUUUACGAGGUUUUUCGAUCUCUUCCCAUCAUUGUUUUUGCAUACACGUGUGGCCACAAUGUCUAUUCAGCCUUGAAUGAGGCGGCGUUUGACUCAUUGUCCGUCUCUCUAAAAGUCAUUGGCACAUGUUUAGGUUUGGGCGGUGCCAUCUAUUUACUGGUUGGUCUUACAGGGUAUUUAUCGUUUGGUGUCAACGUUUCAGACAACAUUAUCUCCAUGUACCCGCAAUCUCCACUGUCUACGUUUGGACGGGUCGCAAUUGUAGUGCUUGUCGUGCUGUCGUUCCCGCUGCUGAGCCAUCCGUGCCGGGCAUCUAUCUGCUACAUUCUAGAGUCAAUUCGUCACGAUCCGAAUCGGGCCCCCCACGAAGAGUUAGCACUGCUGCACCCCACACAAGAACGUCCAAUCACGCCGCUCGUGACCACAAAGGAGCAUAUUGUUGUAACUUCGCUCAUUCUGAUUGCAACAUUCAUUAUUGCAUGCAGUGUCGAGUCGCUUGAGCUAGUGCUAGCAAUCGUAGGUGCUACUGGUGCUACUGCUAUCUCGUUUAUUUUGCCUGGCAUAUUCGCCUAUGCCCUUGGCUCAAGCGACCUCGAGAACCGCCUAAUCACCUUAACCCCAUCGCAGAAGACUAUGAUGAAAUACGGUGGUUUGGCCCUCACUAUUUGGGGCAUAACGGUGACUAUAGUGUGCUUGGGGUCUACAUUUGCAAGCCUGAACUAG